AUGGCACCAGCGUCUAAGGAACCCGACGCCACCAAACCGCAGGCACAGCCUGAAUCUGGAGAUAAGUCCAAGAAACAGCUCAAAGCCGGUAAAGACGGCAAGGUCGAAGAAGAGGAGCUUUCUGAAGAAGAUGCUCAACUGAAAUCCGAGCUCGAGAUGCUGGUUGAGCGUUUAAGCGAGCCUAAAGAAAGUCUUUAUCAACCCUCUUUGAACGAAUUGAAGAGAUUCAUCAAAGAAUCCACUUCUUCCAUGACUGCGGUUCCAAAACCCUUGAAGUUUUUGCGUCCUCAUUACCCCCAACUGACUAAGCUCCAUUCUGCGUGGACAGAUUUGCAAUUGAAGUCAAGUUUGGCUGAUGUGUUAUCUGUGCUUGGUAUGACAUACUCGUCUGAUGAUCCAAGUGGAUUGUACAAGAGAGAGUGUCUGAAAUACCGUAUGCUUUCCAAUGUGGAUGAAGGAAUUGCUGGGUGGGGCCACGAGUAUUUGCGCCAUUUAGCCUUGGAGAUUGGUGAAGAAUACGAUGAGUUCUUGGAUGAUGGUAAGCCCACGGAUCAGAACGGCAAACUUCUCAAACUGGCUUUGGAGAUCGUUCCAUACUUCCUGAAGCACAACGCCGAGGCUGAAGCUGUUGACUUGCUGUUGGAGAUUGAAGCCAUUGAUAAGUUACCGCAGUUCGUGGAUAAAGAUACCUUUGGUAGAGUUUGUCUCUACAUGGUUGGAUGUGUCCCACUGUUGGCACCCCCAGACGAUCUGGCAUUUUUGCACACCGCGUUCUCAAUUUAUCUUUCCAACGAUCAAUUGACACAGGCAUUAGCGUUGGCCAUCAGACUGGAUGAUGAAUCUUUGAUCAAGUCUGUGUUUGAAGCCACCACCGAUACUCAUAUCCACCAACAGCUCGGUUUCAUACUGGGCCGUCAAAACUCAUGCUUCAAGUGGGAGGACCCUACCGUUCAGGAAUGUAUUUCCAACGUGAGAAUCUCGGAGUUUUUCAACUACUUGGUAAAGGAAUUGAACUUGCUGCAGCCAAAACUCCCCGAGGAUAUCUACAAAUCGCAUCUGGAAAACUCCACUUUGGCUGCCCCUCGUCUUGAGAGCGCAAAACAGAAUCUGGCCUCUGCUUUCGUCAAUGCCUUUGCCAAUGCCGGUUACCGCAAUGAGAAAUUGGUCAAUGAUGAACAUUGGGUCUCCAAGACCAAGGGCGAAGGCCGGUUGUCCACCGCGGCGUCUCUUGGUCUUGUCCACCUGUGGGAUAACGACGGUUUGCAACAGUUGGACAAGUUUUUGUACACAGAACAGGUAGAUGUUACUGCAGGUGCUUUGCUGGGUAUGGGUGUAUCUUCUACCAGUGUUCACGAUGAGGUUGAUGCUGCUUUGUUGAUGUUGAGAGACUAUAUCACCGGCGAAAGUCCCCAGCCUUCGAAGGUUGUUGCUGCCGCAAUCACCGGUCUCGGUAUUGCAUUUGCUGGAAGCGAAAAUGAAGAGGCUUUGAGUCUCUUGCUUCCUCUGGUCACAGACCAAGAGCAUUCUUUGGAGAUCAACUCCCUGGCUGCUCUUGCCCUUGGCCACAUCUUUGUGGGGACCUGUAAUGGUGACAUAACCUCAACUAUUCUACAGACAUUGUUGGAGAGAGACUUUUCGGACUUGGGCUCCAAAUGGGUAAGAUUCAUGUCUUUGGGUCUCGGUUUGUUGUACAUGGGUAAGUACGAGCAGGUCGAAGAUGUCUUGGAUACCAUCGAUGCGAUUGAACAUCCAAUUGCCAAGACCUUGAAGGUUGUUGUUGGAAUCUGUUCUUAUUCUGGAACUGGUAAUGUGCUGCAAAUACAGGCCCUGCUGCAGAUGUGUACUGCCAAGCCCAAAGACGAGGACGAAGAAAAGGAUGACGGAGAUGACAAUGCCGCAGACGAAGAUACUGUGGAAGCUGAGAUCAAGACUGAGGACAAGGAGAAAGCCGAGAACUCGGAGAGCGAUAGCAACAAGGAGUCUACUCCAGAGGAUGAGUCUUUCCAGGGAUAUGCCGUUUUAGGUCUUGCUCUGAUUGCAAUGGGAGAAGAAAUUGGCCAGGACAUGUCUCUGCGUCAUUUUGGUCAUUUGAUGCAUUAUGGUAACCCUCUCAUACGCCGUGCUGUUCCACUGGCCAUGGGACUGGUGAGUGCCGCUAAUCCACAAAUGAAGGUUUUCGACACUUUGUCGAGAUACUCGCACGAUUCUGACUUGGAUGUUGCCUACAACGCGAUCUUCUCUAUGGGUAUCGUUGGUGCUGGUACCAACAAUGCUAGACUUGCACAGUUGCUUAGACAAUUGGCAUCCUACUAUGUGAACGAUCCAGAUGCUAUGUUCAUGGUUCGUAUUGCCCAAGGUCUGAUUCACUUGGGUAAGGGUACUUUGACGGUGACUCCAUUCAACAGUGACAGACAAAUUUUGUCGAAGGUUUCUCUGGCUUCUUUGCUGACUGUUGCUGUCACCCUUUUGGAUCCUGGCGCAUUCAUCCUUGACCAGCACUCUGCUCUGCUAUACUACCUUACGCCAGCUAUACACCCAAGAAUGCUCGUGACUGUUGACGAAGACUUGAACCCAAUCAAGGUCAACGUCAGAGUGGGUCAAGCUGUUGACGUGGUCGGUCAGGCGGGUAAGCCAAAGACCAUUACUGGCUGGGUCACUCAUUCUACUCCAGUCCUUCUUGGUCAUGGCGAACGCGCUGAGUUAGAAAAUGACGAGUAUUUGAGUUUGGCCAGUUCCCUGGAAGGUGUGGUGAUCUUGAAGAAAAACCCUGAUUGGAUGGAUGUUGACGCAUAG
Molecule: messenger RNA, 2793 nt
Organism: Kuraishia capsulata CBS 1993
Lineage: Eukaryota; Fungi; Ascomycota; Pichiomycetes; Pichiales; Pichiaceae
Exons: 1
Coding region: 1-2793 (930 amino acids)
Biological process (GO): proteasome-mediated ubiquitin-dependent protein catabolic process; regulation of protein catabolic process
Cellular component (GO): proteasome storage granule; proteasome regulatory particle, base subcomplex; nucleus
Molecular function (GO): enzyme regulator activity
Source: RefSeq, a predicted model, not a curated record